AUGGAGAAGCGCCGACUGCAGCAAGAAGUCGAGAGGACGCUAAAGAGAGUCGAAGAAGGGUGCGAUUUGUUUAUGAGUCUACACAAUAAGUUUAUGCAGCAGCAAACAGCAAAAGGAGAAGCAGAGUUAAAGAAAGAGAUCAAAAGAUUACAGAAACUUAGAGAUGUUAUUAAAGCCUGGCAGGGUAAUAUAGAUAUUAGGAAUAAGGCGCCGUUAGAUAUCAGCAGAAGACGCGUCGAAAAGUGUAUGGAGGCCUUCAGACAGUGCGAGCGUGAGUUAAAGACAAAAAGUUAUAGUAAAGACGGUUUAGCAGCAGCAGCAGCAGCUGCUGCUGCUGCUGCUGCUGCAGCUGCAGCAGCAGCUACGGGAGGUGCCAGUGGGGAAGAUACACCGCAUACACAAGAUCGACAUAGAGAACAUGUUGCUGCUGCGCUGCAGCAGCUGCAGCAGCAAAUGCAGACUCUGCAUGCAGAUAUUAAUCAUCAAGAAUAUAAGAAGACAAACAAAAAAGAUAAAGAUAAAAAGAAGAACGAACAGCUUACAGAGACUUAUUCUCUUCAUAUUAAAAAACUUACACACGUCUUGCGCUUAGCUGAUGAGGGUCUGCUGCCUCCAGCAGCACUUGCUGCUGUUGCUGCUGCAGCAGAACACUACACCAGCAGCAGCACCACAAACCCUGAUGCUCUUCCUGAUGCUUCUAUCUAUGAUUGCUUAGCGGCAUAUGAAGACGAAGCCACCCUCAGCGAAGAGCAGAGCGACGCACAUUCAGAUGCUGCUGCUCUCUCGGCGGAUACACCUUCGAAUUCUGCUGCAGAGGGGAGCAGCAGCUCAUCUGGGGGGCCCCGCAGCAGCAGCAGCAGCAGCAGCAGCAGCAGGCGGGCCCUCAGUGCUGCAGAGGAGCCUGAAGGAUCGCCGAAGAGAAACAACAGACGCAGCAGCAGCCCAAGCAAUGCUGCUGCUACCACCGCAAACAGCAGCAGCAAGGGGAAGCAGCAGCAGCAGCAACAGCAGCAGGGAUCUACUGCUGCUGCAGCCGCGACCGAACAGGGUGCUGGUUCUCCGGCAGCAGCAGCACGGGGAGGUAGCAGCAGCAACAGCAGCAGCAACAGCAGCAGCAGCAGCAGCACUAAAGGAGGGGAAGUUGGCAGCGUUUGGAAGACAGGCAGGCUGCAUGCUGCUGCUGCAGAGCAGCAACAGCAGCAACAGCAGCAACAGCAGCAGCAGCAGCAACGGGGUAGCGGUACAGGUGGCACAGCAGCCGGAAGCGUAGCUCCUUGGAAGGCAAAGACAGCAGCCGCAGCUGCUGCUGCUGCAGCACCCGCAGCAGCUGCAGCAGGAACACCAGCAGCAGGAGCAGCAGCAGCAGGAGCUGCUGCAGCAGGAUCUGCUGGAGCAGGAGCCACGGGGCCUUCCGGUAGCAAGGGGCAGGGAAAGCAGCAGCAGCAACAGCGGGGUGCUGCUGAAACUGGCAGCAGCAACGGCAGCACCAGCAGCAACGGCAGCACCAGCAACAGCAGCAGCAGCAAUACGAAUGCAGCAGCAGCAGAUUCUCAAGGGGGCAUAGGCCCUCAACCUGCAGCGGAUGCUGCUUCUGACUUAUCAGUGGUUGCUGCAGCAGUUGCUGCUUCUUGUGCAUGUCGGCCUUUAUACUGGGAUUGCGACUUUAGCAUUUCUUCGUCUUUUACUUCACCCUUCUUCUUUCCUCCUUGGAUCCCAAGAGAGUCAUCACAGCUUUGUAUUAAUACAAGAGCACCUUGGUUGCAGUCUAAUAGAGUCAUUGAAGAGACUGCAGCAGCAGCAGCAGCUGCUGCUGCUGCUGCUGCUGCAGGAGCAGCAACAGGAACUGCAGCAGCAGCCGCAGGGACGCCGUCAGCAACCGGAGCAGCAGCAGCAGCAGCAGCAGCUACAGCAGCUGAUGCAGCAGCAGCACCACCAGCAGCAACAGUAUCAAGAGGGCCGCCUGCUUGCUUUCCUAGAGGGAAGCUUGUUGCUGCGGAGAGCAGAGAGUUUUUCAGAGGGUUGGAGACAGAUGCGUUAUUUUUUGCUUUUUAUUAUCAACGGGGAACAGUGCAGCAACUGCAAGCAGCACGCGAGUUGAAGGCGUUGUCGUGGCGGUAUCACAAGAAGUACAACACCUGGUUUCAGCGCUUAGAAGAGCCGAGGGUUUCGACAGACAAAUACGAACAAGGAAGCUACGUUUACUUCGAUUAUGAUAACG
Eimeria acervulina is the source of this 2218-nucleotide messenger RNA. Its product is annotated as NOT2/NOT3/NOT5 domain-containing protein, putative. The record is from RefSeq and is a predicted model, not a curated record. Gene Ontology annotation, cellular component: CCR4-NOT core complex; nucleus; P-body. Lineage: Eukaryota; Apicomplexa; Conoidasida; Eucoccidiorida; Eimeriidae. The transcript has 4 exons. Gene Ontology annotation, biological process: nuclear-transcribed mRNA poly(A) tail shortening; regulation of DNA-templated transcription. The annotation marks the transcript as partial.